This is a messenger RNA of Bombus pascuorum, 3107 nucleotides long. RefSeq lists its product as uncharacterized. The coding region runs from base 1 to 1746 and encodes 581 amino acids. Gene Ontology annotation, molecular function: protein binding. Lineage: Eukaryota; Metazoa; Arthropoda; Insecta; Hymenoptera; Apidae. The record is from RefSeq and is a predicted model, not a curated record. The transcript is spliced from 9 exons.
AUGAAUUCAUUUAAUCGGAUAAUAUAUAAAGUUAUUGAUCAAAUUCGAAAGACGGAUAAGCAUGCGCGUUUUUCUUACUAUGUAAAUGGCAAGAGGAUGAUGUUUUACAAAGAUUUGCAAGUGCUUUUCCAUUUUUUUACUGUUUUGUUAUACGUUUCUGGUGAAACAUUAAUGAGGAGAAAUGAAAAACGUAUCAGCCUUAGAAACAGCUAUCAGAUGUGCCUCGACACUUUUAAGAUUCACGAAGAUAAAAUUAUUCGAACGCAGGAAUCCUUAGACAUGGGUGCUAAAUUUUUGAAGGAAUUUGAGUUUAAUUCUAGAGAAGAAUGUUUAAAAUUCUGCUGUGAUACAGAAGAUUGUGACGUGUUUAUUUUUGAAGAGAAGAAGCCUGGAAGUUGUUAUCUUUUUCAAUGUGGUCCAUUGCAUGACUUCAAAUGUAAAUUUACAAGUCACGCUAACUAUAGUAGUGCAAUUCGUAGUAGCUAUAAUACACAAAGCAAUUCACAACUGGAGAAGGAAAGUACGAUUUCUCAACAAGAACAUGAAUUGAAAUCUCUUAGGAAAUUAGCAGACCCAGCACCAGCAAAAUAUUCUUUCACAGAAUCCCCCAUGAAAUUAAUUGUAACAUUGGCACCAAAAUUAUCAUUAACAACGUCCCCACCUAUCAAACAGGUUUGUACUAAAAACCAAUAUGAAUGCAGCUUAUCUGGAGAUUGUAUAGCAAUAUAUAAUGUAUGCGAUGGUAUACCACAAUGUACUGAUGGAUCUGAUGAAGCAAUAGAUGUAUGUCCCACAGAAAAAUCAACAAGUUUCCCUUCUAUAGCCCAAGGAGUUCAACCUCCACUACCAUAUCAACAAAUGGUUGAUCGACAUAAACCCUAUGCUCCACUAUAUCCUCAUGUUUCAGAAGUUAAUUCUUGGAAAUUGCCUAAUUUAGCUCAGCAAAUGAUUCCACCUCAGCUACUUCUAUAUCCAGCUCGUCAAAUGGAAGGUGCUCCAGGGUAUCAAUGGGAUUAUCAACCCAUAUAUGAUCGAAAUAAAGCCAUUUAUAAUUCUUAUCACGAACAAAGCAAUCUAAACCCUUCUGAACAGGAUCAGUCACAUAUUUUCAAUCAUAAGGGAUUGGGUGUAAUAGGAGAAAAAGAAUCAGAUGGUGGUACAUAUAUGGAUGCAAAAUAUCCAUACAAAACAUCAUAUUUCCUAUCAUCAAAUAGGCAAAAUAAUCAGGUUUAUCUGUCUCCAUCUCCAAUAUCGAAUGUGCAACAGAAACAAAUAAUGGAAACAGAAAAGGAUGUUAUUAUUACAACAACACCUGCUUGUGAUACAUCACAUGAACAAAAAGAUGUUUCAUUAAAAAGUCAAGAAAUCGGAAAAAUCGCUCAACAAGGGGAGAAACAUAUAGUACAUGGAAAAGAAAUUAGUCAGAAUAUGUUAAAAAAUGAAACUCUGAAAUUUAGUCAUAUUCAAACAAAGGAAACAAAAGAACAUAAAAGUGUAAUAGUUAUAAAACAUCAUAGCAGAGAGCAUGGAAGAAAUACCUUAAUGGCAGAGCACUUGAAACAAGCAAAUGAAAAUGAAGUUCUGAGACCCAGGGGAGCAGUCAUAUCGUUGGCUUUAGGACUUACAAUAACAGCUAUUACAGCUACAUUAAUUGCUUGCCGAUUACGAGUUGUCCGAAGACGUGGAAGACGGCACGGACUAUAUGCUCAUGAUGCGGAUUAUUUAGUAAAUGGAAUGUAUCUUUAAGUGAGUAUACGAAUUUCUUUAGUCAAAGGAAUGUAGUGAUUUUCAUACUAUUUUAAGUAACAACACAAGAAAAAAUGUUUUGUCUUAGUAGUCUGAUUUUAAAACUAAUUAAAAAAUGAAAAUGUUUUGAUUCAUAUUCAUUUUAUAUUUGUGAAAUUUGUUUCAUCAUCUUAUGUGCGAUAGGUAUUGUGUGAAAGUAAUUGUAUUAAAUUUGUGAAAAUUUGCUAUAAAAUUAUAUUUUUUAAGUAUUUUAUAAAAUAAAUUUUUGCUCGAGUAACUUACAUUUAUCAAAUUAAUAUCUUAAUUUGUACAAUAAUAUUUGAUUUUUAAAAAAUAUUGACAAUAUAAAAAGAAAUUAAGAAUUUUCGAAUAGAAUGAAUUCUAUGAUAAAGCGCAACACGAAAAUUUACUGUAUAAUUUGAAAAGGCUUUAAUAGAUUUAACGGUGAAACUGUACACAAGCGAAUGUAAUACACAUGUAUCUUUAAUUCAGUGCAGCUGUGUUUGAGAAAAGAGAAAACUACCAGCUUAUAACAAAAUUAUAUUUAUAUAUAACUUUUACAAUCAUACAAUACAAAGGUAUAUACGAUUCUUAAUAAUAGAAUCACUGUUUCCAAGAUUAUAGUAACUAGCUAUUCUAAAAAAAUUGUUACUAUGUCGUUUUUAUACCUCAAUUGUAUCAAAAAAGAAGCUAGGUACCAAAGUAUUUCUUCAAAGUACUUACAUAUCUCUAAAAGGGAUUGUUCUUAUUUCACAUGAAUGUUUCUAAAUACAGAAUACAUGUAGUAUAUACAUAAAUUCGAUUAAUUUGUGCUGUUGGAUACAGUGGAAAUAUAUAAAAAUUGCUAUAUCAUUACAAUUGUAUAAUAUGUGUAGAAUUUUUCAUACUUAGUAAUUUUAUUUGUAUAAAUACUACAACAUUAUUAGUCUAACCAAACCCAACAAUUUAUAUAAAAUAUGAACAAAAUAAUGGAAGCAUUUAAAUUAUUAAUACUUCUGCUACUUAACUAACAAUAAGAUAGCUAGAAAUUUGAAAAAGAAUCUAUAUUAAAGAAAAUUGUUCUUAUAUCUUUUUACAUUAGAAUUUUAUGGAUUAGAAUUAAUCUCUAAUAUAAUUUUCAUGUAAAAAAAUAAUUACAUUUUAUUAAAAAACCAAUUUCUAAUGUAUAACAAGGGCAUAUACUAAAUUCUGUUACAGCAAAUAGAAUUGUAUUUGAUUAAAUUAUACAUAAUGUUUCUCUCCAAUAUAUAUUUCAUCAGUUGUAUUUCUGAUACUCCAAUCACUUUGUAUAUAAAAAGAGACAGUAUUACUUGUUCAAAUAUGAAUAUUAUAUAAUUGAAACAAAUUUAUAUUUUCGUUAA